AUGUUUUCGCUGCUACUGAUACUUUCACUAUGUAUAGACACAAUCUACUCUCUUGAAUGUAUAUACUGUUAUGCAGGCAGAUUUAAAUUUGGGGAAUCAUUUCGUAUUCCAACCGAUCAAUGUCAAACCCAUAUUACAGCACGUGAAUGCGGUAUCUAUUUUUUGCUACACUACGACAACCAGACAUAUGAAGUGACUUUUGGUGAAGGUUCUUUGUGGACUACUGUCAUUCACAUAAAAGAUGGUCCUCAUCUUACUUAUGGCUUCAGUUAUCGAUGCUCAACGGGAAAUGACUGUGCUUCAACUUAUUCACAGAGUGCACUAGAUGAAAUGAUUCAUCGUGAUUAUGAUGCUAAACUUUUAUAUGAAGAACUUGAAAUGCUUAUUGAAAAUUCGACACGCAACGGUUCAAUUCAUUGUUACGAUUUUGGGGAUACAAUGGUUUCAUGUUCGUCUGAUCAAGUUUGCCUGCUGGGAUACGACGAUCAGGAAAAAUCAACAAUACCGCGUGGCUGCAAGGUAGCUGUUGGUGCCCGUAUUUCAGUUUACGAUAUCCGCUCUCGCUUGACUGUAGACAUUGAGUGUACUCGGAAUUUGUGCAAUGACUACUCAACACUUUUACAAAUCACAACUAUAUUAAACAAAAAUAACUUGACAAAUAUUGAUGUAUUGCAGGUAUCAGCAGGCAGAAAAUAUAUAACCACUUCGAGUACUUUUGUUACACUCGCUUUGGUAUUGCUCUUAGCUGUUUCAAUAAAUUAA
Molecule: messenger RNA, 762 nt
Organism: Rotaria socialis
Lineage: Eukaryota; Metazoa; Rotifera; Eurotatoria; Philodinida; Philodinidae
Source: the annotation of a GenBank genome assembly